Molecule: messenger RNA, 1041 nt
Organism: Hansenula ciferrii
Lineage: Eukaryota; Fungi; Ascomycota; Saccharomycetes; Phaffomycetales; Wickerhamomycetaceae
Product: rhomboid family protein
Exons: 1
Coding region: 1-1041 (346 amino acids)
Biological process (GO): retrograde vesicle-mediated transport, Golgi to endoplasmic reticulum
Cellular component (GO): membrane; Golgi apparatus
Source: RefSeq, a predicted model, not a curated record
AUGUCAAGUAUAUCAAUUCAACUCUCAAGGUUUAAUCUACCUCAAGCUACAAAAUAUUUGAUUGGAUCAUUAAUUGGUUCUUCACUGUUUUUAUUAUUUCUAAGAUAUAAAACUUAUAACAGUUUAGUGGAAAUUGGUGAAAAAGAUGUUGAUUUUAGUAAAAUCAUUGUUCCUUAUUUACAAUUGAUUCCAAAUCAUACUUUAUUUAAUCCUUGGACUGUGGUUACUUCAAUUUUCGUGGAAACUAAUAUAUUCAAAUUUUUAAUUUCAAUUGUGGUUUUAUAUUUUGCAGGUAAAUUCAUUGAAAGAUCUUGGUCAAGUAAAGAAUUAAUCAAAUAUGUCGUUGUUAUUGGUGGUGUUACAAAUUUAUUAGUUUCUUUAUCACUAAUUAUUUCAAAUAUUUUCUUUAAAUCAGAAUUUUUUAAUAUCCCUGUUGAUACUAAUCUUUCAGUUUUAAUUAGUUUCUUAGUUGUCUUGAAACAAUUAAUCCCAGAACAUUCAUUAAAUUUGUUUAAAGGUGUUGUUAAUGCUAGAGUUAAACAUCUACCAUUUGUUGUCUUAUUAAGUAUCACAAUUUUUGCAAUUAUUACUUUCCAACCAGCUCCAUUUUUCCAAGCUUGGAUUGGAUUUUUAGUUUCAUGGUCAUACUUAAGAUUUUUUCAAUCUAAUAUUAUUGAUCCUUUAUUACCACAACCAAAUGAUGUUAUUGGUGUUCAAAGAUUAAAAGGUGAUGCUUCAGAAACUUUUAGUCUUGUUCAUUUCUUCCCAGAUGCUUUAUCACCAAUACUUUCACCAAUUUUCAACCAAUUUUAUGAAUUAUUUGUUCAAUUAGGAUUCUUAAAUAAAUUCAAUGAUUCAGAAAUUGAACAAGGUAAUUUAGUUGCAAAUAGAAGAUUAACAGGUCAACAAAAUGCUCAACAAGUUGAUGGUAGAAGAGAAGCUGAAAGAAGAAGACAAGUUGCUUUGAAAGUUUUAGAAGAAAGAAUCGGUGAAGAACCAUCAAAGAAACAAGUUGAAGAUUUAGCUUCUUCUUCUACAUAG